AUGUGAUCACAACAGACUUGGCUCGAGCGAAACUCAUCAGAUUCAGUCAUCUUGUUUAAUUUCAUCGCGAUAUACCGUAUUCGAUUGCGGCACAGGCACAGCAGACAAGAUGGACAGUUCACCGUCUGGACCAGUGUAUCAUGAAAUUUCCCCGAUGAUGCUAUGGUUGCGGAGGAUAUAUUCAGGCAUCACUAUUAUCAUGGUAGCGCUGGCCAUGUUAUUCUGCUUAAUCAAAGGAAAAGGAGAUGGCACAUUUUAUCUCCUCUUUGUGAAUCUAGUCAUCAGCUGUGUAAUCAUAUCAUUUCUGCUUUGGUGGUACAGAACGGGAGACUUGAGUGCCAAUAAAUUCUGGUUCAUCAUCCUGGUGGCUAGCGUCAUUAUCUUCCAGUGCAUCACCACCGACAUCUUCGUCUUCAAUCAUGAGCAGUACUACGCUCCUACUACCACAGCUCCUCCAACCGCCUACACGUUAGUCACACCCAACAAGACAACCCCCACCCCUGCUCCACCAGCCUUCCAGAAUACCAUGGACAGUAUGUUUACACAGGCAAAUGUAGCAGCUCCUCCAGAGGGGUAAGACCGUGCCCCCCUCCACCACCACCACCACCACCACCAUUAAGCCUUGUUCACAUUUAAAGAUAAAGGUGAGUUCUGGUCAU
Molecule: messenger RNA, 659 nt
Organism: Strongylocentrotus purpuratus (purple sea urchin)
Lineage: Eukaryota; Metazoa; Echinodermata; Echinoidea; Camarodonta; Strongylocentrotidae
Exons: 5
Coding region: 110-577 (155 amino acids)
Source: RefSeq, a predicted model, not a curated record